AGCUACCCGCCACACCUGGGCCUAAUCAAGCGCGCCCGGGCAGUCGGCGCGUUUGCUUUUGUCGUGGUGGCGCAUGUCAUCUGGCGACCGCCGCAACCCAAACUAGUAGUGUCUACAUAGCCCCUAGAACGCAUCCAGGCGGGUGUGUUUGUCGUUACUGCUCAGGCCUGGCGCCAUGCCGCAGCUGAGCCGGAGCAAGGGCAUGCCUCUUGCAACUCUCGUUGCCCAGGGGGGCAAGAGGCGCCGCCUCGCAGGUGACGAUGAGGAGGAGGAGGACGACGACGACCAAGAUGAAGGGUUGCGCGGGGAUCAGCUGGGCGCCGAGGAGCUGGGCCUGAGUGACAGGUCUUGGCUUCCGGGGCUCAAGCACCACUGGGACGUGGAGGAUCUGGAGGCCCUCAAGAUGGCCACCCCGGAGCGGCCCUAUCGCAUGUACCAUUCCUCGGGGGGUGUUCUGAGGUCGGCGCACGGCGUCCUGAUCCCCGAGCCCUACAAGCUGCGCUACGAGACCCCCGACACCCCGUGGGUCUGCCCCGUCCGCGACUGCCGCCGCCUCUUCAGCUCUGUCACCGCCAUGGGCGGCCACUGGCCCAAGCACCGCGGCUGCCUCCUCAACGACAACCUGGACGGCACCUUCAGCAUCGUCGGCACGUACUCGCGCAUCCUUAACGGGGAGCCGAACCUUAACGCCGUCGUCAUCUCGCAGGGCCCGUGCGACCCCGACGAGCCCAUCGCCACCCCGCAGGUCGCCGCCUGGAACGCCGGCCGCGAUGAGCACGACGUCAUGACGUGCAGGAGCGCUCUCCGGAUUUUCAAUCCCGCUGGCUUACCGCGACCGAACCCAGUUGGCGGCGCUGGUGUCGGCAAUAGUGGCAGCGGAACGGCAGCCGCCAAAGCUGCAGCGCCCGUCUCCACACCCAGCACGCAGGGCUCGACCGACGCCCCUGAUAUACAUGCCGCCAGCCCCAUGCCUGCAACUGCUGUGUCCUCUAGCCAGAUGAGGCCGCGGCCGCCAUCCCAUGAUUUCGUUGUAGAAGACUGGGAGGCCGAGCCAGGCUAUAUCCAGUCCCAGGAGGAGGAUCAUGACAAGAUCGCCUUCUCCAGUGACUAUCUGAGCAAGGAUCCCGUGCCAGUGGCGGACGGCAUCUCCUUCCGCGUCGAGACAAUAAGCCCCCACACGGGCCGCAGCUUCAAAGUGAUGCAGACGGCGACCAGGAUCUGCUCGCUGGCCAGCGGCAAGCUCAUUGUGCGGCUCCAGAACGAGCCCGAGCUUUGGAUAGGCCCCCAUGGCAUGUUCAAGAUCAACCCCGGCGCCGAGUGCAUCGUGUGGAACAGCCUGGACGACGCGGACUCGGUCUUGCACGUAUCCACCAUAGUAACGGACUUGCUUUGAGAUUCUAGAAAAGUAGAGAUAGACACUCAAAGACUGUGGCCACACACCCCCUUGGCUGCGGCAGCAAGCUUGGCCCAACAACUGGAAAGAACCAUCGGCCGAGCUCGGUGAUACAAGAGAUAAAAGACCA
This is a messenger RNA of Gaeumannomyces tritici R3-111a-1, 1523 nucleotides long. RefSeq lists its product as hypothetical. The transcript has 2 exons. The record is from RefSeq and is a predicted model, not a curated record. NCBI's taxonomy places the organism in Eukaryota, Fungi, Ascomycota, Sordariomycetes, Magnaporthales, Magnaporthaceae. Bases 176 to 1393 code for a protein of 405 amino acids.